Messenger RNA from Gloeophyllum trabeum ATCC 11539, 3510 nucleotides. RefSeq lists its product as uncharacterized. The record is from RefSeq and is a predicted model, not a curated record. The coding region runs from base 1 to 3510 and encodes 1169 amino acids. NCBI's taxonomy places the organism in Eukaryota, Fungi, Basidiomycota, Agaricomycetes, Gloeophyllales, Gloeophyllaceae. The transcript has 6 exons. Gene Ontology annotation, biological process: mRNA splicing, via spliceosome; spliceosomal complex disassembly. Gene Ontology annotation, molecular function: RNA binding; RNA helicase activity; ATP binding. Gene Ontology annotation, cellular component: catalytic step 2 spliceosome; intracellular anatomical structure.
AUGGCCGAAGACGACAUAUACAACCUCGAGUUCCUCUCUCUAGUAAAUAGGAUCACCCAGGAGGUCAACAACUAUACCGGUCUAAAUGAUGCAACCAUUGCCGAGUUCGUAAUCGACCUACAUGACUCGUCGAGCAGUCUUCCGGACUUCAAGACCAAACUCAAGGAAAACGGCGCGGACUUUCCUGAAUCAUUCAUUGAAAAUGUCGAUCGUCUGAUUCUUACCAUGCAUCCGAAGCAUAGGAAGAAGUCUGCGCCCACAGGUGACGGAGCUGAUGGCACCGGUGACAAGGAGAACCUCGAUGAGAAGGACAAGCAGAGGCGUUUGUUCCCUGGUCUGGCCAAGCAGGAUCAAGAGUGGGAGCCCUCGAUACAAAAGGAUGUUCUAAUGAAGGAGGUGGACGAUAUGAUGGCCCAGUUCGAGAGUACUGCGAAGAGGCCCCGACCUGUGGAACGCGAGAGAUCUCCCAAGCGUCAGAGACGGUCAUCGCGUUCACGCUCACCAUCAAGACAACGUAGUGAUAGUCCUCCCAGAGGUAGAGGCUAUGACAGAAGAGGGGAUACACACGGUCGGAAUGGCGAUAGAGGACGGCGUGCGCUGGAUGAAAGGCCGGUGCUGUACAAGAUCUACGAUGGACGUGUGUCCGGUCUCAAGGAGUUUGGUGCUUUCGUUCAGCUGGAGGGCGUUGCAGGUCGAGUGGAAGGUAUGGUGCAUGUCUCGAAUAUCCAGGUUGGGAUGCGUGCCAACGCAGCCGCUGACUUGCUGCGACGUGGGCAGAAUGUCAAAGUAAAGGUCAUGAGCGUGGCUGGCAAUCGAGUGGGGCUAUCCAUGAAGGACGUGGAUCAAACUACUGGUCGCGACCUUACUCCCCAUUUGCGUAUCAAGUCUGAAGCUGAGAUGGAGGAGGAGCGACAACGCGCGGCUCGUGGGGCAUCUUCUGGCGCUAACGCAGUUCCAGUGGGAGCACAUACCGAGCCGGUGCGGUCUGCGAAGCGCCUGACGUCUCCAGAGCGAUGGGAGAUCAAACAGCUCAUCUCAUCUGGUGCCCUCGACCCAUCUGAAUACCCUGAUCUCGACGAAGAGUUCACGAAUCCUCUCGCUCGUGCUGAAGUGGAGGAAGAGUUGGACGUCGAGGUCAAGGAAGAGGAGCCGCCGUUCUUGGCGGGACAGACGAAACGAACGCUGGACCUGAGUCCGGUUAAAAUCGUUAAAGCGCCGGAUGGCUCACUCAACAGGGCUGCACUGGCUGGCGCUUCCCUAGCUAAAGAACGUCGUGAGUUGAGACAACAAGAAGCCAACGAACAGGCCGACUCUGAAGCUCGGGACUUCAGUGCUCCUUGGCUGGACCCUAUGGCCAAAGAGCAGGAGAGGAUGUUCGCGCAGGAUUUACGUGGUAAUAUCAAAGGCCAGAAAGCGGGCGAGGUCCCUCAGUGGCGGGCCGCUACUUUUAACAAGGCUACGACGUACGGUGAAAUUACGCAGUUGAGUCUGCAAGAACAAAGGAAGAGUUUGCCCAUUUACAAACUGCGGGACGCCCUUCUUCAAGCUAUCCGAGAGCAUCAAGUCCUAAUUGUCGUCGGCGACACCGGUUCAGGGAAGACUACCCAAAUGACUCAGUAUCUCGCGGAGGAUGGGUAUGCCGAGAGGGGUCGGAUAGGCUGUACGCAACCGCGUCGUGUGGCCGCAAUGUCUGUUGCCAAACGUGUAGCGGAGGAAGUCGGAUGCCGUCUCGGCCAAGAGGUCGGAUACACUAUCCGUUUCGAGGACUGCACAAGCCCAGAGACCAAGAUCAAAUAUAUGACUGAUGGUAUGCUGCAAAGAGAGUGUCUAAUAGACCCUCUGGUCAGCUCAUACUCCGUUAUUAUGCUGGACGAGGCCCACGAGCGGACAAUUGCUACCGAUGUAUUGUUUGGUCUCCUCAAGAAGGCUGUUCAAAGGCGUCCUGACCUCAAGUUGAUUGUAACGUCUGCCACUCUGGACGCCGAGAAGUUUUCGAAGUACUUCUUCGGUUGUCCCAUCUUCACAAUCCCCGGACGAACGUAUCCAGUGGAGAUCCUCUACACCAAGGAGCCUGAGACUGACUACCUCGACGCUUCCCUCAUCACUGUCAUGCAGAUCCACCUUUCCGAGCCUCCUGGUGAUAUCUUGCUGUUCCUGACGGGUCAGGAGGAGAUUGAUACUGCAUGCGAAAUCCUAUUCGAACGCAUGAAGGCCUUAGGACCAAAAGUGCCCGAGCUCAUCAUCUUGCCUAUCUACUCUGCCCUCCCCUCUGAGGUGCAAUCAAGGGUAUUCGAGCCCACACCUCCGGGAGCUCGAAAGGUUGUCAUCGCGACCAACGUCGCGGAGACGAGCCUUACCAUUCCAGGCAUCUACUAUGUGAUAGACCCUGGAUUCGCGAAACAGAAUGCUUACGAUCCUCGGCUGGGCAUGGACUCUUUGAUCGUUAUGCCUAUAUCGCAGGCGCAAGCCCGUCAGCGAGCCGGUCGUGCGGGUCGGACAGGUCCAGGAAAAUGUUAUCGCUUGUACACCGAGGCAGCAUACCGCAAUGAAAUGCUGCCUAACUCCAUUCCGGAUAUCCAACGAACCAACCUCGCCCAUACAAUCCUAAUGCUGAAAGCUAUGGGUGUGAACGACCUUCUUAGCUUCGAUUUCAUGGACCCGCCCCCAGCGCAGACGAUGUUGCAGGCCAUGGAGACGCUGUAUGCGCUAUCUGCAUUAGAUGAUGAGGGUUUGCUAACCCGACUCGGUCGUAAGAUGGCUGAUUUCCCGAUGGAGCCUAAGGAGUCUAAGAUGCUUAUCGCCUCUGUCGAGCUCGGAUGCUCGGAGGAGAUUCUGUCCAUCGUUGCUAUGCUUUCGGUUCAAAGCGUCUUCUACCGGCCAAAGGACAAACAGGGUCAAGCGGACUCGAAGAAGGCGAAGUUCCAUCAGCCUGAAGGGGACCAUCUAACACUGCUCACUGUAUAUAACGGGUGGAAAGCAAGCAACUUUUCCAACCCGUGGUGUUAUGAGAACUUCAUCCAGGCGCGAAGUAUGCGUCGAGCUCAAGAUGUACGGAAGCAGUUAUUAGGAAUCAUGGAUCGGUAUGUUGUGUACAAGCAUGAUAUUAUAUCCGCUGGUCGCGAUUACAACCGGGUCCGGAAAGCCAUCUGCUCAGGAUUCUUCCGCAACGCGGCUAAGAAGGAUCCUCAGGAGGGGUACAAAACUCUGGUUGAAGGCACACCCGUCUACAUUCACCCAUCAUCUGCCCUGUUCAACCGGGCGCCGGAGUGGCUUGUAUACCACGAGCUGGUACUCACCACGAGAGAGUACUGCCACAAUGUCACUGCGAUAGAGCCCAAGUGGCUUGUGGAAGUUGCACCACAAUUCUUCAAGGUCUCAGACCCCACGAAGAUUAGCAAACGGAAGAAGCAGGAGAAGAUUGAGCCUCUGUUCAAUAAGUACGAGAAACCAGACGAGUGGCGGUUGUCCAAGGUCAAGCGGAGUGCACGCUCGAGUCAGACGUUUGGUUGA